Molecule: messenger RNA, 5081 nt
Organism: Toxorhynchites rutilus septentrionalis
Lineage: Eukaryota; Metazoa; Arthropoda; Insecta; Diptera; Culicidae
Gene: Lis-1
Product: lissencephaly-1 homolog
Exons: 7
Coding region: 1024-2259 (411 amino acids)
Molecular function (GO): protein binding
Source: RefSeq, a predicted model, not a curated record
GAAGCGAACAGACGAACGAGAAAAAAAAUCGAUUCCAAGCUGGAAUAUCGGCCUUCCAAAAUAGAUGGACUUUUGUGUGAGAUGUGUUUCUUGACACAAGUGGACAAGCCUGUUUACGGUGUGAUAUAAUGCGGCGGUGCCAUUGGAUUAAUUGCGUAAUUAGGAUAUGUUAAUUUUUCGAAUAGUGAAAAUAAUCGCCAGUGCACAACAGCUGGAGGAACAUUGCAAAGUUUAAAACUGCGUCACCGAAGCGAACUGUUUUUGCGUGGUGUUAGAAAGGAAGGAGUGUGUUGGGUUGCGGGAUAUUCUCCACCGAUGACACAUCGCUUCGAAAUUCGUUGCACUUUGUGAGCUGCUGCUGCUGGACAGCAGUUGGGCCCCAAUGAGUCAUUCUUUCGUCACCUGAAGUUCAAAAUGAUUCUAUCGCGGGGCAUAACGACAAAUUUUAAUUUAAGGCAGUGAUUCUACACUUUCUCUUGGUUCAUCUCUGCCAAGGGCAGCCCCAAGCAUCGCGCCCCCAUUUCUUAAAUAUAUAUUUUUUUAAGUCCGAAAAGUCAGCAGAGGGAGAUCGAUUUUGAAGAUUAUCCAUAUAUUUAUUAGGGUGCGCGCUCGUGUGAUAUAGAGAGAAGUGAUAGAGGUGAAGUUUUUUUUUCUCACAACUGCAAUCAGCGUCUUUAUAGUGGUGCUAGUGUGAAUCAGUGUGUAGUGUUUUUUGGCAAGAAGAAGCGAAAGAAGGCGGCUAAGUAAAUAUCAUAAUAUAACACACAACGCGCGCCAAGGUAGUGGUGAAAGUGGAGUGAUAAUUCCCGUACUCGAAACUGACCCGCCGGCAACCAAUCAACCUCAACCGCCACCUAAGCGGGAGGGGAAUCUCGUGCCACACAGCAGAGGAAGUGUUGAGCCAAUCGUGGCUCCAGAUUCACCGUAGUGCUGGUUGAUCAUCACCGAGCAGCAGCACCAUCUAUAAAGCUGUGCAGUUGUACCCACACACCAUACAAAAUUACUACCAUAGCAGACAAAAACAUGAAAAUGGUGUUGUCCCAACGGCAGCGCGAGGAGCUUAACCAAGCGAUCGCCGACUAUCUGGGAAGUAAUGGCUACACAGACGCUCUCGAGGCAUUUAGAAAAGAGGCAGACAUGCCGAACGAAAUCGAACGAAAGUACGGUGGCCUGCUGGAGAAGAAAUGGACCUCAGUGAUACGGUUGCAGAAGAAGGUAAUGGAGCUCGAGGCCAAGCUUUCGGAAGCGGAAAAGGAAGUAAUCGAGGGUGCACCCACAAAGGCAAAACGUACGCCCACCGAUUGGAUACCGCGACCACCGGAGAAGUUUGCUCUGGCAGGCCACCGGGCUACAGUGACCCGAGUGGUGUUCCAUCCCGUCUUCAGUAUGAUGGUAUCGGCAUCGGAAGAUGCGACUAUCAAAAUAUGGGAUUUCGAGACCGGUGAAUACGAGCGGACGCUCAAAGGUCACACAGACUCCGUGCAAGAUCUUGCAUUUGAUGUACAAGGAAAAAUGCUCGCAUCCUGCAGCUCCGACCUGUCGAUCAAGCUGUGGGAUUUCCAGCAAACGUACGAGUGUGUCAAAACUAUGCACGGACACGACCACAAUGUGUCCUCAGUUUCCUUCGUACCGGCCGGUGACUAUCUGCUUUCCGCCUCCCGAGAUAAAACGAUCAAGAUGUGGGAAGUGGCGACCGGGUAUUGCGUUAAAACCUUCACCGGCCACCGGGAGUGGGUCCGGAUGGUGCGAGUUAACGUUGACGGUUCACUGAUGGCGUCCUGCUCAAAUGACCACUCGGUUCGCGUUUGGCAGACGAACUCAAAGGAAUGCAAGGCUGAACUGCGAGAGCAUGAAAACACAGUUGAGUGCAUCGCUUGGGCGCCAGAAUCGGCCACCGCAGCUAUUAACGAGGCAGCUGGAGCAGACAACAAAAAAGGAGCUCAUCAUGGACCAUUCCUCGCGUCGGGAUCAAGGGAUAAGACCAUCCGGAUCUGGGACGUCAGCUCUGGACUGUGUCUUUUCACGCUCAAUGGUCACGACAACUGGGUGCGGGGCAUAGUGUUUCAUCCUGGCGGUAAGUACAUGAUUUCCGCCAGCGACGACAAGACGUUACGCGUCUGGGACCUACGCAACAAGCGCUGCAUGAAGACACUAUAUGCUCACUCACAUUUCUGCACAUCGCUCGAUAUGCAUAAGUCACAUCCGUACGUAAUAUCGGGUAGCGUGGACACAACGGUGAAGGUUUGGGAAUGUCGCUAAGCGCACACGCCCAACCCAAAGAGACGUGUGUUUUCGUAACUGUAUUUUACUAACUCGAUAGUGAUGAGAUGAAACAACUACACAGCGUAGGAAGUAGCAGCUGAGCAGCGAGGUGUGAGGUAUCUAUUUAAUAACACAAACACAGAAGAAGAAACAAAAAUACACUAACAUUCUCUACAUACACACAUGAUAUGAAUAAACAAAAUGCAAACAGAUACAAUUUCAGCGAAUACCUAUACCGAAAUAUUUAAAACAUAAUAUUUUCUUCUUUCAUUGAGGCAUAACAUUGGUAGAGUAAACAAACUUUCAAUAGUAUGGAAUAAAAGCCACCAAAACAGUCAAAUGCGAGAAAGCAAAAUUUAUACAGCUGUUUAACUGAAAUCGGACGCAGUGAAGCAAGCAUGCAAACUUUAUGGAAAAAAAAACAUUAUCAAUAUUAUAAUCCUCAUAAGUACUAUUCUCUUAGCAAGUAAUCAUGUCUACUGGAAACUGAUGGAAUGUGAAGUGGAAAACGCCACAUUACAAUGGAAUAGAAAAUUUGAUUUGGGCAGGGCAUUUUUAGAACGCAAAUAAGGAACGCAAUCGACAUUGACAUAACCUACAAACCUACAAACGACCGAAUGACGUCAUGACCGAAAAAAAGAACGUCGAAUCGACCAUAGUGGAACAAGAAGAAAACAUCCGAUAACCACCCCCUCUACUCGCGACUGGGAUAACAAUUUGCGAAUGGUUGACUGUUUGUUGAUUAUUUUUCUCUUUUCGCGUCACUGUGUAUGUGUUUCGGUUUGUUUGAACCUCUCCAUUGCUUCGCUAGCAAAGCCUCGGACAGCUGGAUCAAUUGUAGCCUUUUCAUCAGGGGUUGUGACUCGUUGAGAUGCGUCAAGAUUAUGUCCUGUUUGUAUCAAAAUUUCUUCGUUGGACAAGUAGAGGAGCUGACAUGUGGAUGUAAUUUGCUCAGUCUUUUACAACUUUUUUUUUUGGAAAAGCAUGUUUGCAACAUAAAUUUGAAUUUCGAUGCCUUGAUUAGCUGCUCAGCAUUGUUGACACCACUCUCUUACAGAUAUGUAUUACUUAUAAUUCAUCGUUGUUUCAUUUCCUGUAUAUAUCUAAACCUACACGAGCCCUAGAGCCGUAACUCGAUUUCGAGAUAAUUUUAAUCACACAAAUUAGCGAAUACAUAUAUUUUUUUUUAUAAAUGGCCGCAUUAUUUUGCCACCUAUAGUGAUAUGAGAUAAGCAUCGCAGAUCGAAAACAGUUGAGUCCAACGUCGGAAGUGUUCUGAUUUCUGGCGUUGGAGUGGAGAAAUAAGCUGAGUGCGAGCGAACGAGCGAAUGAGUGAUGGUGAGAACGACUAACGUAAAACACGUGCCGAAAACUAAGAGAAAGUAGUCUUCAAAACAUUCAGUCCAUCUUGUAAAAAGUACACACUAAUAACUAAUUAACUGGCGACACGUUGGGGAAUGCAAAUUUACUGAAUAUGAAACAUUAGAAACACUAAGGAACGAUGGUUAUUAAAUUAUUAACUAUAAUUAAAGCUAGAAUACAAGAAAAAAUAAACAAAAAAAUGGAUCUAUUGCUAACCGAAACCAGGAAAAACAACAGCGCAUGUUUUAACUGACGAAAGUGAAUGAAUUAAAUAACUUAUAAAGAAAGUUGCUUAAAAUUAAUGAGUUGAUACUCUAUAUAUAUUUAAGCUUGCUGCAACACAACCUUAGAACCACAACUAUUUAACGAUGGUUUAAUGAAAUGAUCCUUUGCUGAGCACUGUUAGUAGAGAAAACACGAAGAGAAUACAACGCGAUAUUUUUCGAAUAAUUUUCCCAGCUGAUAGAGACACACAGAAAUUGCCAAAUGCGAUUGGGAGGGAUAUUUCUUUUACUGUAUUGUGGUAGAAUCAUAGCUUAUUUUUCUAGUUAACCGUUCCGCGGGACCGCAGCGGACCCAAUUCUCUUUUUCAGCAGUGGAAAAGACGGAAAGGAUUUUUGUUCGCUUAUAAAAAGUUCUGAUAACUUAGUUUGAAGCUAAUUAUUUGGAGUUUUUUUUCUGUAGAAAUGUGUUUUGGAAGUCAUGUGAACACAAAGGUUUGUCUGGUUGUGGAUAUCACUGUUGGAGCUCCUAGAACAAGGGACGAGGAAAAAUAUUUAUAAAUGGGGAUAAUUGUCAUCUGCUUAAACAUUCCUAAACGCCCCCAUUCAGAGGGCCAGCAAUUGAGUUCUCCCACCGUUUCGACGAAAACGAUUUGAUUUUAUUUUAAGCGUACCAGCAAAUAAUAUUUAUAGUCGUAAAUAGUCGAUCUUGCUCCACAUCAACGGUGAAAUGAUAUAAUUCCUAUGUAAAAGAAUGCUGCAUGACAUUGCAGUGGCUCCAAAGUUACCCACACCAGUUCAGCCCUCGGCUCAAUGAUACUUGUGGGGAAUCUAGAUUUAUUUGUUUAUUCGAAUGGCAAGAGAUUUUAGCAGAAGCAGCUAAUUUUCUUAGAAACUUUUAAUGAGAGUGCAAAUACUUUUAGUUUUAGUUUUUAUGAUUGCAUUGAAACAGAGAGAAAGUGUAUCGAAAAUAAAGAAAAAAAUGGAAAAAAACAAUCUAUUCUGUUUAUGGUCCGGAGUAAACAAAAACGGAAAGAAACAAUACCGAUAAGCUUUCUAUCAAAAUGGGUGAAAACGAACUAAUGGUUUAAUAGAUUGACAGAUAUGUUUCGAACAUUCAAACGAAAAACAUGAAUAAAUAACAUUAUAGAUUAACUGCAAACAAAAACUUACGUGACUGCAUAUUCUCUUUGUAAAUACUAUUGAAAAUGGUAAUAAAUACGUUCAAAACAAGAA